GGAGGAUCUCAGGGCACAGCGCGCCUCGGCGGCCCGCCGCCUCUGCCGCGGGGCUGCUGGCGGACCUGUCUGAGACGGGCGUGGACGCCCCAGCGCCCGCGGAGCUCGGGCAGAGCGAGGGCGACGAAGUGGUCGCCCAGGUGGACCAGGUCUUCAUUCGCUACGAGCCCGGGAACUUCGCGGAGCUCCUGCUCGACACGCUGCACAGGGAGCUGACGGACCCGGACGGCAGGCCCCGCCGCGUCCUGGUUCUCUUCCCGACCACGCGGUGGCUGCAGUUCUUCUAUGUGCUGCUUAAGCACCACGCCGGCUUCUCGGCGCUGUGGGCCCUGCACUCGAAGCUCUCGGACGACAAGGCGCCGCCGCCGCCGCUGCCUUGACACUCUCCCUGCCGCAUCCUGGUCAAGGCCAGGCCUGGCAGGGAGGAAGAGGAGGGAGAUGGGAGGGCAGCGUUGAAAGGCGCAGCGUGCUGCCUGCUCACUUAAGAUUUGGACCAGGCUUCAGAGAGGCGGGCAUGGGCACGUCGUGAGGCGUGAGUUGUUGUACGUGCGGGAGGCUCGUCGUCCCGCGCUCGAUUAGCUCGUUUGAGCUUUUGUAGUUUGGUGUGGCGGAUUCACUUGCGCGGAAGGUUUUGUGCAGGAGGAGAGGAGGCCGAACUCGAAGGCCCCGCCCAGGAUGCCUGCGUAGUAGCUGAUCCGGUGCUGCUCCUGGGGAGCGAACGAUCACCG
Prorocentrum cordatum is the source of this 728-nucleotide messenger RNA. Lineage: Eukaryota; Dinophyceae; Prorocentrales; Prorocentraceae. The record is from the annotation of a GenBank genome assembly.